Cavenderia fasciculata is the source of this 3507-nucleotide messenger RNA. It is a transcript of the gene msh6, whose product is annotated as mutS like protein. Gene Ontology annotation, biological process: mismatch repair. Lineage: Eukaryota; Evosea; Eumycetozoa; Acytosteliales; Cavenderiaceae. The transcript has 3 exons. Gene Ontology annotation, cellular component: nucleus; MutSalpha complex. The record is from RefSeq and is a predicted model, not a curated record. Bases 1 to 3507 code for a protein of 1168 amino acids. Gene Ontology annotation, molecular function: ATP-dependent DNA damage sensor activity; mismatched DNA binding; ATP binding.
AUGAAACAAUCAGGUAUUUCACAGUUCUUUCAACCCAUUGCAAAGACUGAUGUCUUUAAUCAACAACAACAACUGUUUCAAAGCAAAUUCAAUAAUAAUAAUAAUACAACACAGAAUUCUCAAAACAAUGACAAUAGUCAACAAUCUGUAGGCGACGAUGAUGAUUUUGAUAAUGCAAAACAACAACAACAAACACCCUCUCUAUCACUAUCACAACAACCAAAACAACAAACACCCUCUCUAUCUCUAUCACAACAACCAAAACCAACAUCACUAUCACAACCAUCAACAACAAAAUUGACAUUGACACCAACUAAAAAAAAGGAACCAGCAACCGUUAAACCAACAUUGACACCAACAAAGAAAAGAGCAACUAGUUCAACUAAAAGAAAGACAAUGGAUGAAGAUGAUGAUGACGACUAUAAUAAUAAUGACGACGACGACCAAGAUUAUAUACCAGAUGAUGAAGAGGAAGAAGAAGAAGAAUAUAAUAGUAAAUCAAAGAAAACACCAUCAACACCAAAGAAAAAAGCUGGAUCAUCUACUUCUUCUGUUUCAUCACAAUCAACACCAAAGAAAAAAGUUGGAUCAUCCAACAAUAUAAACAAAGAAGAGAGAUUCGAAUUCUUGGUCAAUUUAAAAGAUGAAAAUCAAAUACCAUUUGGACACGAGGGGUAUGACCCAAGAACUCUUUACAUCCCACCAGUUAAACUCAGCACAUUCACUCCAUUUGAGAGACAAUUCUGGGAGAUCAAGAUGAAAAACUAUGACACUGUAGUCUUUUUUAAAAAGGGCAAGUUUUAUGAACUCUAUGAAAACGAUGCCGAUAUUGGAAAUGAAAAGUUUGGUCUAAAGAUGACCGAUCGUGUCAAUAUGCGUAUGGUGGGUGUCCCCGAGGCAUCGUUUACUACAUGGGCUGCAAAGUUUAUCGAUCAAGGUUACAAGGUUGCCAAGGUCGAUCAGAUGGAGUCUAGUUAUGGCAUGGCAAAGCGACAAAAGCAGGAUGGUGGCUCGGCCGACAAGACAAAGAGUAUCAUCCAGCGUCAACUCGUGUCCGUGUUGACACUUGGCACACUUGUCGAUGAGAAUCUACUCACCGAACAGACUGCAUCCUAUUUGAUGGCCAUCAAAGAAGACGAUUACAACAAAAUACUGGCCGUCUGCUUUGUCGACACUUCUGUCGGUCUCUUUUACACCACCUCGUUCAAGGAUGACGAGAAUCGAACACAACUCGAAACGAUCCUCCUCCAAACCAUGCCCAAAGAGAUCAUUGUCGAAAAGACGGGCUACUCCAACACUACCAUGCAAUUGAUCAAACGUAUAUUGUCGCGACAACGUCAUAUCAUCAACCAACGUACACCACUCGAGUAUUGGGCACCCGAUCAAAUCCAAGGUGCCAUCAAAGCCAACCAAGGUCUACCAAUCCCAGCAGAGAUUGUCAACGACGAGAUGAUGAUGUCUGCCGUUGGUGCCUGUCUCUCUUAUCUCUUUGACAUCAAGAUUGGUGAGGAUAUGGUCAAACAGGCUAGAUACGAACAAUACAAUUCACAGGCAAGUGGUGGUAGUGGAGGUGCUCUUGUGCUCGACGGUCAAUGUCUCAUCAAUCUCGAGAUAUUCAACAAUACGACCGAUGGAGGUAAAGAGGGAAGCCUCUACAAGGUGUUGGAUCGUUGCCAAACCGGUUUUGGAAAACGUUUGCUCCGUCAAUGGGUGUGUCGUCCACUCGCCGAUAUUCAUCGUAUCAAUGACCGUUUGGACGCAGUUGACGCACUUGGCAACAACUCUGAUAUCUUUGCCUCACUCGCAGGCAUGUUUAACAAAAUGCCCGACAUUGAAAGAACCAUCUCUCGUAUCCACGCUCGUUCAUCAAACGUGGCAAGUCUCACAUCGGUUCUCAACACUCUGGAAACUUGUCAACAAAUCAUUUCAGACAUUGACUAUAAAUCAAAUACAGAACUAUCCAAAUCAAAACUACUUGCCAAUUAUCUAAUGGUUGCCGAAGAUCAAGAUGAAGACAUUGAAAUGAAAAAGGACAAUGAUGGUUAUGAUGAUGAUGACGACAACAAAAACCAAAGCGAUCUUGUUAGAAAUAAUGUUGGAUUCCCAAAUCUAAAGAAAAAGAUUAAAUUUAUUAGAGAUAGUUUUAGUUUUGAUUCUGCUACACAGUCACUUACACCAAAACCAGGUCGCUUUAAAGACUAUGAUGCUGGUCAAAUAGAGGUUGAUAGCAUCGAAAAAAAGUUGGAUGAGUAUCUGGAAGAACAAAGAAAAUUUUUCAAGACUAGUGGUAUAGUCUACAAACACAUGGGCAAAGAAAUCUAUCAGCUCGAGAUCCCAGUAUCGGUUCUUAACCGUGUCAAGAUCACCCAAGAAUACUCACUAAAGAGUGAUUCCAAGACAUUCAAACGUUUCCACACACCCUAUAUCGAACAAAAGAGCAAGGAUCUUUUGGCAGCUCGUGACUAUCUCGAGGUGACACGUAAAACGGUAUUUGUUCAAAUUCAAGAGUUGUUUAAUCAAUUCCAUCUCGAUUGGCAACAAGCAGUACAAUGUCUGGCUCAUAUCGAUUGUCUAAUGUCAUUGACCCGUGUGUCUCACCAAUCGACCUACCCAAUGUGCAGACCCCAUUUCAUAGAGACCCAAGACGACGAACCAUGUCUAAGUGUUUUGGAAAUGCGUCAUCCAGCAAUCUCUAUCAAGGGUGGUGCCGAUUUCAUCCCCAAUGACCUUCAACUCGGUGGUCUCGGCACUGAAAUCAGCUCUACCGGCGUCAAGAACAACUCACACCCUGGUAAACCAUCGGUCAUGGUGUUGACUGGUCCAAACAUGGGUGGUAAGAGUACCCUCCUCAGACAAGCAUGUAUCUUGGUCAUCAUGGCACAAAUGGGUUGCCACGUACCCGCAACAUCUUGUAGAAUGACCGUCUUUGAUAGAAUCUUUACCAGACUGGGAGCCAACGACGAUAUUAUGGCAGGCAAUUCUACUUUUAUGACAGAACUUCGUGAAACAUCUUCUGUAUUGAGAUAUGCCACCAAAAGAUCACUCGUCAUCAUGGACGAACUUGGUAGAGGUACCUCUACCUUUGAUGGCUAUUCCAUUGCCUACUCGGUACUCAAAUACAUUGCAGAAACCAUCAAAAGCACUUGCAUCUUUGCAACUCACUAUCAAUCAUUGGCCAACGAGCCUGGUAUUCGUGAUACGAUCGCCACUUCCCACAUGUCUUGCCACGUAGAUGACACUGCUAAAAAGGUUAUCUUUCUCUACAAACUCUGUGAUGGUAUUUGUCCAGACUCUUAUGGUCUUCAUGUUGGUGCCAUGGCUGGUAUCCCUCUUCAAGUCAUUCAAGUUGCCGAACAAAAAGCAAGACAAUUCGAAAAGGAAUCUACCAUUUCCUCCUAUGUUCAUGGUACCAUUCAUAGAAAAGAAGCAAUUAGAAAACUAAAGGAAGCAGCAGCCAACAAGGAUUUAAAUACCAUUACCGAAAUUUGGAAAUCUUUUAAACUUUAA